AUGGACCAUUCAAUGUCAUCCUACCAUUCGCACCUGGCUCAAAUAUCAACUGGCCAGCGGGAGUCCGAGUACCGUCUCCCGGCACAAACAGCCGAUUUGAUUCAAGAUACCUUACGCCCAUCUUACAAUCCCUACCCAUUCGUCAACUGGGCGGAAUCUAGAUCGGCCCUAGUAUCGCAAUCGAUGUGUUCUCAAGAUCUUGGGUAUAGUAACCCUUGGGGUGCCACUAUGUCGGGUUUCGGUGAACAUCAACUUCAUCCUAAUCAGAUGAGAGGUUUGCAGCCUGAACCAGUUUAUACCUAUCAGACGCCAUCUUCAAGCUUUUCCAUGGCCUCUGCACCAGUGAUGGAACCACUGAGUCCGAGGAUGGUUAAGUCUGACCCUGGUAUGCCGUUUCAUCAAGGGCACCAAUUAUCCCCUCAGUGGACGAGUCACGAACAAAACCUCAAUUACCAAUCUAUGGAGCUGGAACAAGCCAUGAAACUGGAAAAUCCCGUCGGAAUGAUCCAUUCUAUACCUACUGCCCCACCAUCCCCCAUUUCAAUCACCUCUCAUCACUCCUCUCACUCCUCUGACGGUGUGCAUUCAAACCCGAUCAGCAUCAUGGCAGACAGCUCUUCCCCAAGAACCAUCUCCGGAGACAGUGAGGAAGACCAUCCUAUCGAUCCACCAUACUCGCAACUGAUCUACCAAGCCCUCAAAGAAAGCAAGGACCAUCGACUCCAACUCCAAGACAUCUACGCCUGGUUCGAGCAAAACACCAACAAAUGCAAGGACCAAGGCAAAGGAUGGCAAAACAGCAUCCGACACAAUCUUUCCAUGAACGCCGGAUUCGAAGCCAUCAAAACCGACGUCCCAGGCGGCAAGAGGGCCGUGAACUACUGGAGCCUUACCGCCCAAGCCAUCUCAAAAGGCCGAGUAGAAUCUACCACCCGGUACCGACGACCGAACUCCAGAAAGAGCCCGAAUUCGGACAACGCGGCUCUCCAGGGCGUGUGCCAAAGCCAACGGGGCGUGAAAGUACAAAAAGGCUGGGACGAGACCCGCCUUAAACACCAAAAGCAUCGCCCAACAAAGUCACCGUCCCAGUACGGCGUUCAGGGGGAGGCACAGCCUUUCCAGAUGUCUCCCAUGUCUACUUCCGAGAUGCGGUACGCAUGUCCCUUUGGUUACGACAAGGUGAAUGGCUGCACGCCAUCGUCGCAUGGGAACAGCCCGAUUUUCUGUGAGGGCCUGGAACCUGCGUCGAGCUGGGGACCAGUCGGGAUGGAAAAUUAUGAGUGGUACGGACCCAAUAAUGGGGCCGUUACUGGGUCUGGGUCCGAGGACCAGUUGACUAUGCAUGGUUUUUCCGUAAAGGAGGAAAGGUGGGGAUGA
Molecule: messenger RNA, 1377 nt
Organism: Penicillium longicatenatum
Lineage: Eukaryota; Fungi; Ascomycota; Eurotiomycetes; Eurotiales; Aspergillaceae
Product: transcriptional regulator family: Forkhead
Exons: 2
Coding region: 1-1377 (458 amino acids)
Biological process (GO): regulation of transcription by RNA polymerase II
Molecular function (GO): DNA-binding transcription factor activity, RNA polymerase II-specific; RNA polymerase II cis-regulatory region sequence-specific DNA binding
Source: RefSeq, a predicted model, not a curated record